AUGGGGAGGAAGAAGAUCCAGAUCCAGCGGAUCACGGACGAGCGCAAUCGGCAGGUGACCUUCACCAAGCGCAAGUUCGGCUUGAUGAAGAAAGCCUACGAGCUGAGUGUCCUGUGUGACUGUGAGAUCGCCCUCAUCAUCUUCAACCACUCCAACAAGCUGUUCCAAUAUGCCAGCACUGACAUGGACAAGGUGCUCCUCAAGUACACCGAGUACAACGAGCCCCACGAGAGCCGGACCAACGCGGACAUCAUCGAGACGUUAAGAAAGAAAGGUUUUAAUGGCUGUGACAGCCCAGAACCCGACGGAGAUGAUUCCAUAGACCAGAGUCCCUUGAUGGAGGAUAAAUACCGGAAAGGCAGCGAGGACCUGGACAUCCUGUUCAAGCGCUACGGUUCUGCAGUGCCCGCUCCCAACUUCGCCAUGCCCGUCACGGUGCCCGUGACCAACCAGAACACGCUGCAGUUCAGCAACCCUGGCAGUUCCCUGGUGACCCAGUCCCUGGUCACCUCCUCGCUGACCGACCCGCGGCUCCUGUCGCCGCAGCAGCCGGCGCUGCAGAGGAACACGGUGUCCCCAGGGCUGCCCCAGCGACCAGCCAGUGCAGGGGCGAUGCUGGGGGGAGACCUGAACAACACCAAUGGAGCCUGCCCGAGCCCUGUGGUUGUUUCUGUGGCGACUCCCAGUUUGCUGACCCAGGGGUUGCCCUUCUCUGCCAUGCCCACCGCCUACAACACGGCCUCCCUGGAACUUGCUGCUGCAGGACGUGGUCUUGUCCAGGGGUUUUGCAGGGUUCAGGUCAAGGGGAAGCUCAUAGAGAUACAGAACACACAACGGUUGGGUGUCUCCCAAGCAACUCACUCUUUAACCACACCAGUUGUUUCUGUGGCGACUCCCAGUUUGCUGACCCAGGGGUUGCCCUUCUCUGCCAUGCCCACCGCCUACAACACGGAUUAUCCACUGACCAGCGCUGAGUUGUCUUCUCUGCCAGCGUUCAGCUCACCUGGGGGUUUGUCCCUUGGCAACAUCUCUGCCUGGCAGCAGCAGCAGCAGCAGCAACAGCAGCAGCAGCAGCCACAGCAGCAGCAGCAGCACCUGGUUCCUGUAUCAUUAGGGAAUUUGAUCCUGAGCAGCAACACCAGCUCCUACGAGGGCAACGCCGAGCGGGACGAGCCCGCCCGCCCGGAUUUCAGCUCCUCCCUGGGCCUCCUCAGACCCACCAGCGAGCCCGAGGGGGACACCCCCUCCGUCAAGCGCAUGCGCUUGGAUACCUGGGUGACAUAA
This is a messenger RNA of Chaetura pelagica (chimney swift), 1284 nucleotides long. It is a transcript of the gene MEF2D, whose product is annotated as myocyte enhancer factor 2D. Gene Ontology annotation, molecular function: RNA polymerase II cis-regulatory region sequence-specific DNA binding; DNA-binding transcription factor activity, RNA polymerase II-specific; protein dimerization activity. The transcript has 11 exons. Gene Ontology annotation, biological process: cell differentiation; positive regulation of transcription by RNA polymerase II. Bases 1 to 1284 code for a protein of 427 amino acids. NCBI's taxonomy places the organism in Eukaryota, Metazoa, Chordata, Aves, Apodiformes, Apodidae. The record is from RefSeq and is a predicted model, not a curated record.